AGGUGGCGCUUUGAUUAUUGUCAAGAGUCUGCCAUUUUGAUCAGGUGUACUUUGCGCAGUAUAUGCCGUGGAAGUGAUUCUUAUUAUUCACCUCAAGGUUCCGAACAAAGUUUCUAUUAUUUGAGGAAAAUGCUGUCAGCCGCCCAGUUACUCGACGAGUUAAUGGGCCGAGACAGAAACUUGGCCCCUGACGAGAAGCGGGCCAACGUGCGAUGGGACGACGAGAGCGUUUGCCGAUACUAUCUGUGCGGCUUCUGUCCAGCUGAGUUGUUCACGAACACUCGUUCUGAUUUGGGACCCUGUGAGAAGAUCCAUGAUGAAAAUCUUAGAAAGACGUAUGAGAAAAGUUCUCGGUUCCAGAAAGAGGGCUACGAAAGAGACUUUCUGCGGUAUCUACAGUCCCUUUUGGCGGAAGUGGAGCGGCGGAUUCGUAGAGGGCACGCUCGCCUCGCACUUUCCCAAGCUCAGCAGAAUUCUGGGGGACCUGGUCCGACAGGGAAGAAUGAAGAGAAGAUCCAGGUUCUAACGGAAAAGAUUGAGGACUUGGUUGUUCAGAUCGAGGAACUUGGGUCUGAGGGUCGCGUGGAGGAGGCUCAAGGAAUGAUGAAACUGGUGGAGCAGCUGAAGGAUGAGAGGGAGAUGCUCAACUCCACCCCUUCAACCAUUGAAAGCUUUGCAGCUCAGGAGAAACAGAUGGAGGUGUGUGAGGUGUGUGGAGCCUUUCUCAUCGUGGGUGAUGCUCAGUCUAGAGUUGAUGACCAUUUAAUGGGCAAACAGCAUAUGGGCUAUGCCAAGAUCAAAUCCACCGUGGAGGAGUUAAAGGAGAAACUGCGGCGUCGCUCUGAGGAACCUCAGGGGGAAAAUCCGGCCGUCAAGCGGGACAGAGAAGACCGUGAGCGUGAGAGGGAGGAGCGGGAGAAGAAGCGCAAGGAAGAGGAAGAGAAGGAGAAGGAAAGAGAAAAAGAGAAGGAACGGGAGCGGGAGAGAGAGCGGGAGCGUGAGAAGGAAAGGGACCGGGAGAGGGAGAGGGAGCGAGACCGCGAGAGGGAUCGGAGAUCCCGCCGGAGCCACUCGCACAGCCGCCACUCCAGCCGCACGUCGGAUAGGAAACGGAGCAGAUCGCGUGAUCGCCGGAGAUCAAGGAGCAGAGAUAAGGACAGGGAACGCAAGCGUAGCAGGAGCCGGGACAGAGAAAGGAAGCGCAGCCGUGACCGCUCGGACAGAAAACGCCGCUCCCGCAGUCGUGACAGGAGGAGGUCUCGCAGCCCCGAGCGCAAGUCUCACCAUCGGCGCAGCCGCAGCCGGGACAGAGACAGAGACAGAGGAAAAGAAAAAGAGCACUCAUCAAAAGACAAAGAUCGUAAGGGGACAGAGGAGAAGAGCAGUUCUAAGAAAGACAAGCAUGCUGACAGUGAUGCAGCUGCCGUCAAGCCUUCAUCAGAGGUGGAACCCAUGCAGAGCGAACCAGCUUCCUCCUCCCCUCUGCUUAACGGCCAGCAAGAGCUCCUCCAAUCUGAAGGUGACACUCAGUCCAAUUAAAACUGAUCUGAUAGGACCUCAGAUCAGGCUCAGGGGAAGGCGGUGGAGGAAGACACGGAAGAGCAUCCUCAUCCUCACCCUGAACCUGACACAUCGCUGCUUAAAAACAAGGUGAACCACAAACGUGUAGUGGCUUAUUUAAGAAAUCAGCAUAAAGUACAUGUGUUAAGGAGCGAAGCAAUAUGUUUUGGUUGUUUUCUUUAUCUUUUCGCUGCCUGUAUCUGUUUCGGCUGGAUGAGGGUAGCCGUGGUUCAUCUGCUUUUUCAUCAAAUUCAUUGAUUUAGAUGGCAGCCAGACAUCACCUAAAUACCAAAAUUAAAAAAGCUCCUUUUGGGUUUUUCUUUUAUUUUGAAAAUCUUUACACAUCCUCCAUGUUUCUUGGUAUUUAGUACAAUUGAAAUCUAAAAUGAAUACAGUGCUUGUGAUUUGUGUUAAUUUGUCAGGUUCCUGACCUCAUUUUUAUUAUCUUUUUUUUUUUUUUUAAGUCGGUUAAAAGCGUAUGUACAAUGUAAAGACCCUUGAUAGGGAGCGUUUCUUUGCUCUUCCACCUAGAUCUCACGUGGAAUGCUCUUGUCCCAUAACUGUAAAAAUAUUCUCACUUAUUUUUGAUCAAAUGAGAAGUUUUGAAGAUGCAACAUUUGUUUCUUUUUUUGCCUUCCUUUUUAUGUCCAUGUUGUAAUGUUAAAUAAAAAUGUUAAACCAAAAUAAAA
Messenger RNA from Oryzias latipes (Japanese medaka), 2249 nucleotides. RefSeq names its product LUC7-like 3 pre-mRNA splicing factor (gene luc7l3). Gene Ontology annotation, molecular function: mRNA binding. Gene Ontology annotation, cellular component: U1 snRNP. The record is from RefSeq and is a predicted model, not a curated record. NCBI's taxonomy places the organism in Eukaryota, Metazoa, Chordata, Actinopteri, Beloniformes, Adrianichthyidae. Gene Ontology annotation, biological process: mRNA splice site recognition.